Molecule: messenger RNA, 1500 nt
Organism: Adineta ricciae
Lineage: Eukaryota; Metazoa; Rotifera; Eurotatoria; Adinetida; Adinetidae
Source: the annotation of a GenBank genome assembly
AUGGCAAAGUCUUCCAAAUUAGAAGACUACUGGCAAAAGAAUAAUGUAGAAAGUCUGCUCCGAGACAUGACACGCGUGUUAGCACAACAAAUGCCAUCUGAUCCAGCAGCUUCGAUCGCUCAAUAUCUUCAAAAUAAAUAUCCAAAAUCAUUUCAAAACUUCGCCGGUAGCAACGGAAAGACAGACAGCAUUCGUAAAACUACAACAACUACGCUACAAUCGAAGUCAGUUACUUCAGCACGUUGUGGUGUAAAUGUAAGUGCUGAAAAGUUGAAUGACUCACAAUUACAAUGUAAUACAUCAAAUCAAAGUCAAAACAGUCAUAGAAGUACUAUACCAACGAUUAGCGCAAGAGAACAUCCAGAAAUUAGUAUAGGAAGUCUUAUGUUUGCUAAUCGGGUAGGUCAGCAAGUAAUACUAUCAGGCAAAGAUAUUCGUUCAGACCAUGAUAUUCUCCAAGACGAACUACUAACACGAAAAAAACUACACACGCCAACGUCGAAUGUGAUCAUGGAUGAUAUUUCCAAUGAGGUUCAACAAUUGGAAACACAUGACGAGCCAUCGGUAAGACAAUUGGUAAAAUAUAAGCAAAAUAUUCGUACCGAAAAUAAACGCCGUCGUCAUCGAGAGGAACUUGCUGAGUUAGCGAAACAAAUUCAUGAUAGAGAAGAAAUAUUCCAGCAGAAUAAUGUUGCCGAAACGGAUGAUAAAAAGCAAUUCGAAACACACGAUACUGAACUAGCGGCUCAGCCAAAAGCAGAGGAAGAUGUUUUGAAUGAAGAAGAUGUUUUUCAAUCAAGAAAACAACGAUUUCGAGAGCGACAUAAAGACAGAUCAUUGACAACAAGAACAUUCGAAGAUGGUAACAAGGCGCCCAGAAUGCACGGCUGUAUAUGUCAAGUAUGCGGAAGUGUUAUGAAUGAUGAAGAUUAUAAACGAUACUCACGGCAACUUUCUGUGCAACCGGUUAUAUCCUCAGUUACAACAAAUGAGGACGAGGAUGCAAUUGACGAUUGGUUCGAACCCUCAUCCAAAAUAUCGGAUUCAAAAUCACCGGUUCAAUGGAUACCAGAUCAGAUAACGCCUGUGCCAGUUCAUAUCAAUCCUUUUGAACAAAACUCUUUUCGAACAACUGAGCAGACUAAUGAUAGUACUACAACGCGUCAUCGACCAAUAAUACCGACUAUUGUUAUAGACAACGGCGAGGAACUAGGACAUUCAAGACCAAUACGUUUAUCUGAAUCAGAUUCAUUUGUUCGUACAUCUACGCCUAGUACUAAAAACCAGUUAUCUAAAACUGCAGGAAAUUUUUCAUUCUCGCGGCCAGUUUCUGUAUCACCGAUCAAAGCAACAUCGACGACAAUAGCUCAUGCCUACAUACACAUGCAUAAGGGUUCAAUUAGAAUAAAUUGUGAAAUAAAAGUCGAAAAUAUUGGACAUCGCAAGGAAAACGCAGACACACUGGAAUAUCAAAAAUUGAGUUAUAUAUACAUUAAUUGA